This is a messenger RNA of Perca flavescens (yellow perch), 2195 nucleotides long. RefSeq names its product homeobox B5a (gene hoxb5a). NCBI's taxonomy places the organism in Eukaryota, Metazoa, Chordata, Actinopteri, Perciformes, Percidae. The record is from RefSeq and is a predicted model, not a curated record. Gene Ontology annotation, biological process: regulation of transcription by RNA polymerase II; anterior/posterior pattern specification. Bases 155 to 1090 code for a protein of 311 amino acids. The transcript has 2 exons. Gene Ontology annotation, cellular component: nucleus. Gene Ontology annotation, molecular function: DNA-binding transcription factor activity, RNA polymerase II-specific; RNA polymerase II cis-regulatory region sequence-specific DNA binding.
CAUAGCUAAAAACGAAGUACAGUGCAACGCCAUAAUUCACUAAUACAUCAUAAAUCGUUGAAAGUACCCGCGUUAUAACGACCAAGAGAAAUCUAACAAAUCAAGCGCCCCUUAGUACUCAGCUGUAAGCCUGCAACUCUCUAAAACAACCUAAAUGAGCUCUUACUUUGUAAACUCGUUCUCGGGGCGCUACCCAAAUGGCCCCGACUAUCAACUGCUAAAUUAUGGAGCCGGCAACGGCGCAAUGAACGGCGGGACGUACAGGGACUCUUCCUCCGCCAACAUGCACCAUGCGACGGGCUCUUACGGCUACAACUACAAUGGCAUGGACCUGACCGUCACCAACCGGGGAGGGGGGAGCGGCAGCGCCUCCAACACCGGAGGACACUUCGGGGGCGGCUCGGUCGUUGGGGACUCCAGGGGCUUCGGCUCCCCAGCACCGGAGACGGGCUUCAGACAGCCGUCCAGCUGCUCUCUCGCCUCUGCGGCAGACUCCCUCCUGUCACCCGGUAUUGGAGAACCCAAACUGGGCGCCCAGAGCUCGUCUCCCCGCUCGGAGCAACCAGGAAGCGGUAAUCUCAGCUCUCCAAAUCUGUCCUCCACCUCCUCCGGCGGCAGCGGCACGGCGCAGCGCUUCACGGAGCUGGACGACUCGUCACCAGAGACCGAGGAGUUGCAGCACAAAAGGGACGCCGGCCACGGCAGCAACCCGCCGCCCAGGACCGGGCACCCGCAGAGGCAAGAGGGCGGCCCGGCGGGAUCAGCCGCUGGCAGCACGACGGGCAGCGAUACUCAGCCACCACAGAUAUUCCCCUGGAUGAGAAAGCUGCACAUUAGCCAUGAUAUGACAGGCCCGGACGGGAAACGGGCGCGGACGGCGUACACCCGCUACCAGACUCUGGAGCUGGAGAAGGAGUUCCACUUCAACCGGUACCUCACCAGGCGGCGACGUAUUGAAAUCGCGCACGCGCUCUGCCUCACGGAGCGGCAGAUCAAGAUCUGGUUCCAGAACCGGAGGAUGAAGUGGAAGAAGGACAACAAACUGAAAAGCAUGAGCCUGGCCACCGCCGGCAGCGCCUUCCAACCCUAGAAAUGAACCCAAAAAAAAAAAAAAAUCCAUACCUCCAUUUCUGUGGAAAAGUUACUCCCAUGUACAGGCUUCCCGGGAGGGAAUAGAGAGACAAAACAGGAAAGAAAACUUGAAGAAAACAUAAAAACGCCAGAAGAAGCCGGCAGAAAAUGGAGAAAAAGAAGACGGUGAUGCAGAAACAUUUGUACAGUGUCAGAUUCCAAACCCAGAUUUUAAAAACACUUCCUAUUGUCAACGGAGUACUGUACAGCAGCGCAGCACUUUUUAUUUGUUCAGCAUGUUGGUCUUUGGUGUUUUAGGGCAAUGUACAAAAAAAUGACUGUGGUACUUGCUCUUGUAAAAACAAAAAAAAACUUAGUGUUCCUCUAUGUUGUUGUCGUUUUUUGUUUUUUUUUAAAUCUGUCCCGAUCAGAGGAGUCGAGAUAAGGAAAGGAUGAGUAAUGCUACCUAACUACGCUUCUAUUUACGUCCUCCCUGACAACCUUGCUACCUACCUGUUGAUGUCUAUAUAUCGCUUUAUGUGUCAAGUGCGAUGUUUUAUAUUUGACCAAGUGCUUUCUAGAGAUGUCAGCAUGUGAGCUCUUAUUCUAAGUUGUUUACAGCCAAUAAUAUGUGUAUAGCCUCCAGUUUGAGUCCCUUUCUCUUUUCUCUUUCUCUCUCUCUCUCUCUCUCUCUCUUUCUCUCUCUCUCUCUCUCUGGCAGACAUUUGCCAUUCAAAUCUGCUCUUAUUUUUAUUUAGGAAGCAGGAAAAUGUGUGUGUGUGUGUGUUUGUGUGUGUGUGUGUGUGUGUGCGUGCGUGUGUGUGUCUAAAAACAAAGCCCCGCUUACCUCCUUAAUGUUGUGUAGCUCUAUUAUUCAAAAAGUGUAACUGUACAUUAUUGUUAUUAUUAUUGUAAUUAUUGGAUUCAUGUUUCAGAAAGGAUGUAUAUAGAUAUAUAUUAACAUUUUUAAAUGUGACCAGUUGGCUAUUUGUAGUUGCAGAUUGUGUAUGUGUGUGUGUGUGAGAGAGAGAGAGUGCGUGAAUGCUCGCCCGUGAGUGGUGUGUAAAAGUAUGCGUGUGAACGCACGUAAGAUAGAUGGCUACUGUACUGUAGAAACAUUUACG